AUGCCAGAGGCGCAGAGGAGCUCAGCUCCUCGGCUGCCCAGCGCCUUUCCCAGCCCGCGAGGAGAGCGCGAAAAAAACGCUGCCGGGCAGGAGGUCGGUCCCCAGGCGCUGCCCGCCGCGGGUUUGCCCGUGCCACCGCUCUGCCCCGUCCAGGUGCCGGAGCCUCGACGGCACGUGGCGGGCAGGGCGGAGCGCCGCAGCGGGGCUGAGGGUGCAGUGGAGGGUGGCGGCAGGGCCCGCCCGGUCCCGCGGCAGGUGCUGCGCCCUUCCCGCACCGCCGGGGCCGCGGGCGGGCGAGAGCAGCGGCGCCUCGGGCUGCGCCGGCGCCGGUGCCCGCGCGAUGGCGCUGUGCGAAGGCGAAGGCGCCGGGACGGGUCAGGCGGGUGGUCCCGGCCCCCAGGAGCGGCCGCGGGCUCUGGUCCCGCCGCGAUGAAGCCUGGCCCGAGGGGCAAGACGGGAGCCCUCGCCUGCGGGAGCCGCCUGCCCCUUUCCGCCUGCCCCGGUGCCCUGGCGGUGCCUGCUGCGGCCGCCGCCCCCGCGGGGGGAUCCUGCGCUGCCCCGCCGGUGCUGCGGGGCCGCCCCGCUCCGAUCCCACCGGCCACUGUGCCGUCGCAGCACCCCGGGAUCUCCGCGCUCCGAGGCGGUGCCGGCGGGCGGCGGGCCGGCGUCCCCCAGGACUGUAGUGUUCGGCCCGGGCGAAGUGCCCCGUGGGAAGGCUGCCGUCCCGCGGGCGCCGUGGCCCCGGGAAGUCACUGGGCAGGAGGGAGACAAAGUAGGAGGCGAGAAAGAGCGCCCGGGGGCCCGUCGGAUCCUGCCAGACACGGCGGGCAGCUCUCGGGCCGGCUGCGUGGGGCGAGGGCCGCCCCGGCCCGGGGGCCCGCGGCAGCCCCGGCUGUAGCCGCCCGCCACUGGAGCCUGUGCGGGCACGGAGCUGCGAUCGCUUCCAUGCGUUCUGGCUUUAAAAGCCGCGUCCAUGAACUUCAGCAACAAGGAGAGCUGGGUGCUCGGAACGCAUCCACUCCUUCUCUCAACAGAGUGCGAGAGCAAAAAAUUCUCGUAGUGGAGUUCGUCCUGAGUGUUCCCGGCACCGGCGCUCGCUCCUCCGAGCGCUCCCGGAGCCCUAGCCCUGGCGGCGGCCCCCCCGCCCCCGGCCUUCGCUGGCCCCCGCAUCUUCUCCUGAUCCCCAGACUUCAGCCGGCGGUGGGACCCAGCUCCCACCCGCGUUCAAGGCUUGCUGUCCCGGGGCAAGGCUGGCACUUUGGCGGCGGGUCCCCCUGCCCCUGCCGAGGCGGGGAGAGACACGAGUCCUUCGGCCGAGGCGAGGGAAACCGCAGGACUGCUUUUCGGGGCCGGGCCGGAGGUCGGGUGUGGGACGAAGGGAUGAUUUCUCUUACCCUGCCCUGGGAUCCUCUGCUUCUCCCGGCAGCGCUUUCGGGGGCGGCCUGGAGCCCACCGGGACAUCAGAGCGCUCGGCGGGCUGUCAGUGCCGCCCGUAGGGAAGGAGGGGCGCUGCGGGGUCGGCGGCGGCCGCUCUCCCGCGGGGACCUGACCCUCCUCCUAGUCCCGGGGCAGCACCGGGACGGCUGCGUGCGGGCUCAGGACAGCCGCUGCUGCCCACCCGACCCUCCCCAGGCGUUUGUGGGGCGAACGAAACCCUGUCUCCAGGGCUGUCCAGUGGCCGUGAUGCUCCCGACCACCCCGGUAACUGCCUGGAGCCGGGCGCGGAGAGCAGGGCGGCGGCGCGGCCCUACCUGGGGCCGCCCGGCGGCCCGGAGGAAGCGCGACCGGCCCGCGGGGCGGCAGGACCCGCCGCACCGCGAAAAGUUACUGUCGCCUUGGCCCGGCGAGGAGCGGCUGCGGGAGGGUCCCCUCCGCCGCUCGCCUCCCGGGGGGACGAGGGAGGGUGGCAGGAGGUUGCGAGGCCGCACCGGCUGCGUCGGACCGACCCGGGCGCCGGGACUGAAUGUCGGUGGCAGCUUUGCUCCUCCUCGGUGUGAGAAGUCGUCUCCCUCUCCCCUCUCCUCCGCGCCGCAGCCAGCGUCCCCGCGGCUCCCCGCCCCCUCGUCCCGACCUCCCCGCUCCGCUCCGCUCGCCACCCGGGACCCUCCGGGAAGGGGCUCUGCCCCUGCCGCCCCGCGGGCAGCCGCCCCGGCCCCGCCGCCCCGGCACCCCCGGAGGAGGGCGAGGAGGGGGCUGGGGGUGGGGGAAGGAGUAGAAGGGAAGAACGCGGCGUAA
Messenger RNA from Pipra filicauda (Wire-tailed manakin), 2235 nucleotides. RefSeq names its product collagen alpha-2(I) chain-like. The transcript has 5 exons. Lineage: Eukaryota; Metazoa; Chordata; Aves; Passeriformes; Pipridae. The record is from RefSeq and is a predicted model, not a curated record. The coding region runs from base 1 to 2235 and encodes 744 amino acids.